AUUGUUUAAUUUUCCUGAUUAUUAUUAUUUUGGACUUGCAAUUGAAUGGACUUCGAAAACGAAGGAAAAAAAAAAAAGUGAAACCGAAAAAGGAAGACGAAAAGACAUUUCUAUAAGGCGUCACCAAAGAAGAAGAAAGAAAGAAACAAAACAAAGAACACACAUUGAUCAACAGCCAAACGGAUUCUCCACCCCUCCCGAGGAUUAAACCCCUCUUGAAUCUAAUAGCUCUGAUCUCCGAUCCCUCAUCCGUGCGCCCUCUCUGGUGCCCUCCCAACCCCUGCUCUCGAUCGGUCCCUCGCUUAAAUCGACGUUCUUGGGUUGCUUCGGGACGGACCUCUUAUCCGGGUAUUCUCGGCGGGGUAGCGUCGUCGGCGGCGGCUAUGGACGUAUUGCGGAUUUUGUUCGGAAUGGAAAGAUUAGCGGCGCCGAGGCGCUCGCGUUCUUUCAGGGUUCCAAUCUGCCCCCAAGAACGUCUCAACUCAGGUUUGAACUAUGUCACAACAUUGCUUUUAGUACCUGAGAAGGAACUGGCUGAGUUGAAUUUUCAGAAUGCUACAUUCUUUUAUUCUCUUAUCCUGGUUCCAAAGUCACUUCCGAUGGCUGAAGUAGCUUUUGUGAUCUCAUGGUCAAACACGUUGCAGUUUAAAUUUAGAGGUACUGGACUGGAGGUUAUGCUUCCGAAUGUUUGGAUAUGUUCAUAAAGGGACUACUGCAGGCCAUCUGUAUAUGCUUCUCACUGUGUUAUAUAAGGCCGGCAUCAACUUGCUGAUAGGUAUUGUACGAAGUGUAUGCCUACUUAUUAAAAUAAUACAUAUCAAGAAGUUCUAAUUACAGGAAUCACAAAGGAAAAACACCAUCCAAUAAUUAUAAGUUCCUACAUUCACUUGGAGGAAUAAGGCAAACCAAUUGAUAAAUUUCAUGUUGCAGAUAAAACAUUGAACUGGUCAUCUGAUCCAUAUAAUUUGAGAUGCUUCACCAUUAACAGCGUGAGAACAAUAUAAUUAAGAAUGUAGAAGUUUCUUGCACUCUUUGGUCCAAAUGCAUCAGUGGCACCUCAGGUGGCAUGGCUGGUUUGGCCCACAGCAGCUUGAGGCUGCUGCAGAUGAUGGAGGCAAAGAUGGAGCGUCAUACGAGGUUUGGCCCACAGCUGAAUGUAUUUGUGUUGUCAUUUUCUUUCUUUUCUGUGGUCAUGCCAGUAGAGUGUUUCUUGGAGUAAGCAGAGAUCCAUGGCAUACAUGGAUACUGAUGCAAAUCCCAAUGAUUGGUCUGUGGCCUCAGAUGAUGGUAUGGACUUCCCCAUGAAUGCUUACCUUGCUACACAUUUAGUGUUUACUUUUUCUGCUAACUUUAAGAUGCGACAGGCUUGAUGGUUCUGUAAUCCUAUCAUGCUUGGUCAGCUAAGCCUGCUACGUAGAUACGAACACUGUACCAAUAAACAUGCCAACCAUUGAUUUACAGAAGAGAAGUAGAUUUGGUUUAUACAGGUAUUGGAGGCUACCCGUCUCAAAUGUUGUAGAAUUUUAAGCAGUAAAAAGCUUAUUGAUA
Messenger RNA from Musa acuminata AAA Group (dessert banana), 1548 nucleotides. RefSeq lists its product as uncharacterized. Lineage: Eukaryota; Viridiplantae; Streptophyta; Magnoliopsida; Zingiberales; Musaceae. Bases 384 to 704 code for a protein of 106 amino acids. The transcript is spliced from 4 exons. The record is from RefSeq and is a predicted model, not a curated record.